AUGGAAGUGAAAGUGCUUUUGGAUAUAUGUGUCGUGGGUAAAAAAUUAGUUGAAGGCGGAAGAACUGUACCAAGAUAUGGAUUCGUGUCUAUGGAAAAGGGGGCAUUUGAUUGGAUUUCUGAUAUGUUUGGGGCUAACGGUGAUGAGCUUGACGGAAAAGACAUUUUUUUCAGUUGUACCCUACCAAACGCCGCUCUCCUCAAAUUCUUCCGUGAUGUCCCGUCUCAAGAUGACAAUGGCCAGGUCCUCCCCAUCAACAGCCUCUGGAAUACCGCUAUGGCCCACCUGAACGACCCCGAGUUCACUGACCUCAGGAAUCUCCAACUGCAAGUCGGCCCUCAUUUGCAGGGGCCUCCGAAACCACCGCUGGCUAGCCCGUGA
This is a messenger RNA of Striga asiatica, 381 nucleotides long. Lineage: Eukaryota; Viridiplantae; Streptophyta; Magnoliopsida; Lamiales; Orobanchaceae. The record is from the annotation of a GenBank genome assembly.